ACCCUAUCGACAUGUUGCUUGUGCACAAAUAAUGUGAUAUAGUGACCGAAGUCAGUAAGUAUAUUAUCAAAUGACAUCACAAUUAUUAUUCUGAGUUGGAAAUUGCAUGUAUUCACAUUUUAUAUCAUAAUUUGACUGAAAUUAGCCACGAUCAAAGGUUUUAUUUUCAAGGUUGUACAUUUCUAUGGGAAUUGUUGGCCUAUUUACAAAAGUUAUUAUGCAAAGAACUUUUAUCAAUUUAACGUGUAAGAUUUAAUUUAGCCCUUUUUAUUUCUAUUAAUAUUUUAAUCUCCAUCAUUGAACUGCUGUUGUUGAAUUCGCUAAUUAUUACCUUAUGUUUGAAAGUAUGCUAACGAAGAUUAAUUCCCAACUUUCUGAAUAUUGGGUACUUAAAUUUUAAUUUUUUUAAAGAUACAACAUACAUGGUCAAUCAUUUUCUAGCAACAUUUCCACAUUAAGGGCAAGUGGUUUCGUUGUUUGAGCAAUACCCACCACUGUAGUUUAAUUUUAAUGUCAGCCUAUUUGCCGAGAUAAUUAUUUUUAAAUUUUAUUGAGUUGGGAGCAUUAAUCAAUAUGAAUGUACAUGUAAUAUUGGACAUGCCGCUUAUAUCACUAAAUUUUAUCUCCACAGUAUUUUCACUUAUGUAGCUUUCUCAACUUCUGCGCCAUGAACAAAAAACAACAAACAAUUUUUUACAUAAAAAGUAUCAGGCAAGGGCAGCAUUGUGUUCUAAAUUCCACAAAUACAACAUAAGACAGCUAUCUUGUUAAAGGAGUUCUUUGUCCUCAAAAGAUCAUAUACGUUAUCAUAAGAGAGCACUUAACGUACAUGGUAUAACUGUUUUGCAUUUAAAGUUUCUAAGUUGUCAACAAACAAAGCUUAUGGAAUUGCUAUGGUAGAGAUAGGCAUUCGUUGACAUGUGUAGGUCGCACAGUCUACCCUCAUAGUGUAGCAGACACGUUACUCUGACCUGAUUCAGGUAGCAUGAUAAGAUACAGCCAUAACACAAACACUGAAGCAAACACUGAGCCACAAACUUUUUUUAGUUCUUGAUCAAAUCUCGUAAAAUGGCUUGGUGCAUUCGAUACCUGCCUUUGCUUAUUCUGUCAGUAACUGUAGUAGACAGCCAGUUAGAGGUCACCAUCAGAACCGGUAUAAUACGUGGUUUCAACAAAACAGUGAACGGGAUAACUGUGAACGAAUUUUUCGGAAUCCCCUUUGCCACGCCGCCAGUUGGGAACCUUAGAUUUGCAAAGCCCCAGACUGCGAGCCGCUGGCCGGGGGUGAAGGAAGCAACGGCGUACGGUCCAGCUUGCAUGCAGAGACCCAACCCUUUUGGAUUUCCUGUCCCGAAGAACAUAUCUGAGGAUUGCCUGACACUCAACGUGUUUGUUCCUGAUACCCCUGGCCUCAAAGCUGUAAUGGUCUGGAUUCAUGGAGGGGGCUACUACAUUGGAGGCAGUUUUCACUAUGAUUUCACCGAAUUCGCUGCAAGAGGCGACAUCAUCGUUGUAUCAGUAAAUUAUCGCCUGGGACCAUUUGGUUUCCUGAGUAUAGAUGGCGCUAAUGCACCUGGAAAUCUGGGACUGUGGGAUCAGAUUGAGGGCCUGAAGUGGGUACAAGACAACAUUGGAGCCUUUGGUGGUGACCCUAAAAAGGUUACUAUAUUCGGAGAAUCUGCCGGGGGUAGCAGUGUCUCUCAGCUUGCCCUUACCACAAGAGCUAAGGGCCUAUUUCAGCGUUUCAUCCCUCAAAGCGGAGCACCCUGGGCAUAUUGGGCGUGGUCGACGGAAAAGGCUGCAACACUCUCCUUAAGGAUUGGCGACAUUAUAGGCUGCCACGCUGGGCCAACAGAGAGGCCAAAACUCCUCGAUUGCCUACGGAAGACAAAAGCUGAACGACUCCUAGACGCGAGUAUCGUUGCUACCAUCGGCGUCCCUGGGAUCCUCCAUUACAGUGGUGAGGUCGAUGGCGAUAUGUUCCCAGAAUCCUUAUCAGACAUGUUUAAAAAAACUGAUUCAGAAGUGAUCCGGCACUUUCGUUCUCUAGACUGUUUGACAGGGUUCACUGACGGAGAUGGGGCGAUAUUGACCCAUGACAUCGAUAACGGGAUUACGCCUGCAGAGUUACGAGACAAGUUCAUCCCUGCCGUGGCGAAGCAAGUCGCACCUGGCCACGAAGCCAAGAUUGGGAAAGUGCUGAUGAAGGAAUACUACAACAGCACAGCUAAUCGAUAUGACACUGCUAACCGCUACGUCGACAUCGUGACAGACUGGGCGUUGGCAGGACCAGUUGCCAUUCUAACAGAUAAACACGUAUCACCAGGUGGUGGCUCUACAUAUCUAUACUACCUCACAAAGGUACCUUCAUAUGGCUAUGUUUUGAAAACCCCUCCUUGGUUCGAUCGAUCAAACCACGCAGACGACCUUUCGUAUCUCCUUGGUCCAGAUCACCCAACUAUGUUUGAUGAUGGUGUCGAGUUUGAUGACGGAGACAAGAAGAUCUCUUACGAAAUGAUGAAGUAUUGGGCGAACUUUGCUAAAACAGGGGAUCCUAACAAACCAGACCUGCCCACCACGCCCUGGCCACCAUACACACCAGAUAAGAAAGAAUACAUCGAGUUAGGUGACGUCACCAAGCCUGCUUCUGACGUCAUACCCAGUCGUUGGAAGCUGUGGGUUACCACCAUUCCAGAGAUCCAAGCCUCUGCCGUGGUCUCUAAAGCUCGCGGACGCUGUCCCCCGUAUCUUUGUCAUUGCUGCGGGUACGAUGUCUGCCUGGACGACAAGAAUCUGAACUAA
Messenger RNA from Lingula anatina, 2802 nucleotides. RefSeq lists its product as uncharacterized. The record is from RefSeq and is a predicted model, not a curated record. Lineage: Eukaryota; Metazoa; Brachiopoda; Lingulata; Lingulida; Lingulidae.